UUCACAUAUAUCCCAAAACCAUACCCUUUUGUUUGGUAUCAGCAGAAAAACACAAAACAAAACCCUAAUACCAAAACCAUUUUGUUAUAGCAAAUCAUCAAUCAAUGGCGGUGGAAACAGCAAACCAACCAAAAAUCCGAUGGGGAGAAUUAGAAGACGAUGCAGAGGACUUAGAUUUCCUGUUACCACCGAAACAAGUAUUUGGACCAGAUUCAAAUGGGGUAAAGAAAGUAGUGGAAUACAAGUUUAAUGAUGAAGGUAACAAGGUGAAAAUAACAACCACAACACGUAUACGUAAGCUAGCUAAUGCUAGGCUCAGUAAAGGUGCUAUUGAGAGGAGGAAUUGGCCUAAAUUUGGUGAUGCUGUUCACGAAGAUGUUGGUGCUAGACUUACUAUGGUUUCUACUGAGGAAAUUAUUCUUGAACGUCCUAGAGCUCCUGGUUCCAACAAAGAUGAAGCUAAAGCUAGUGGAGACUCAUUGGCUCAAAUUGGGAAAGCAGGGGCUGUUCUUAUGGUUUGUAGGACCUGUGGCAAGAAGGGUGAUCACUGGACAUCAAAAUGCCCUUUCAAGGAUCUUGCUCAGCCAAGUGAAACCUUCAUGGAUAAGCCACCUUCAGCUGAAGCGCCUGCUGCUGGUGGGGCCGGUUCUCAAAAGAGUGCUUAUGUUCCUCCGAGCAUGAGAGGUGGUGCUGCAGAGAGAGCAGGUGGUGGCGGGACUGAGAUGAGAAGAAGGAAUGAAGAAAACUCUGUUAGGGUCACCAACCUUUCUGAGGACACUCGGGAGGCUGAUUUGUUGGAGCUGUUCCGUCCCUUUGGUCAUGUCAGCAGAGUGUAUGUUGCCAUUGAUCAAAAGACGGGAAUGAGCAGAGGAUUUGGUUUUGUCAACUUUGUCAACAGAGAAGAUGCCGAUAAGGCUAUAAACAAGCUCAAUGGUUAUGGUUAUGACAAUCUCAUUCUUAGAGUUGAAUGGGCUGCUCCAAGAGCUACUUGAGUGUUUCGUUCCUUGAACCAACACCGCGUUAUUUAACCUUGCUGUGGGAACCAAAAAAACAUCCAUUUUCUUUUGUGUCUGUGGUCUUGCGGUCUCUUGAACACUGUUUUUAUUUUGAGUUCCUGUUCAAUGAAGAAUGUCGUCUAUGAAGAAGUUUUGGAAUAUAAACGUUCGCCAGGUUUUUCAA
Molecule: messenger RNA, 1179 nt
Organism: Lycium ferocissimum
Lineage: Eukaryota; Viridiplantae; Streptophyta; Magnoliopsida; Solanales; Solanaceae
Exons: 2
Coding region: 105-992 (295 amino acids)
Cellular component (GO): eukaryotic translation initiation factor 3 complex; cytoplasm
Molecular function (GO): RNA binding; translation initiation factor activity
Source: RefSeq, a predicted model, not a curated record